Caenorhabditis sp. 36 PRJEB53466 is the source of this 9500-nucleotide messenger RNA. The record is from the annotation of a GenBank genome assembly. Lineage: Eukaryota; Metazoa; Nematoda; Chromadorea; Rhabditida; Rhabditidae.
AUGGCUCGUGUAAAAUCGAAAAAGACGACAGCGAGGAAGGUGCUGGACGGAAACCUCGGAAGAAGAUCUCUCAAUGGUGAGCUUCCAAUCUUCUUCCCGAUUGAGAUUUUUACUUUUUCAGGGCGCCUGCAAUCGACCCGCCAACGCACUCAAGCCGUGCUCCAUCAGGCCCCGGCGCCCACUGUCAUCCAUAGAAAAAAGACCGCCAAGGCAAUAGUGAAAAAGACUGUGAAGAAGGGAGUCAAGGGAACGAAACUCACUGUAAAGACGGCGAAGACAGCGAAGACAGCGAAAACGGAAAAAGCGAAAAAGGUGUCGAAGAAGGGAAAUGACCGUUUAACGCCGAGAACUGUCACGGAAUACGUCGAGAAUCCGUUCUUCGCGAACAGAGAACUGCCAGAAUACGUCAGUGCUCAUGUCUACCACAGAUGGGUGAUCAGAGCCAUUCGUCGGGAGGACAUGAAAGAGAUCAAGGACUAUUUCAAGUCGAAAAAGUGUCAGAAAGGCGCUGCGCUCGAAGGAUUCGCCUAUGAGUACGAUACCUCGGCAGCGUACGAGGCUUGUUUGAAAGACGUGAAGUUCGCAACGGACUUCUUCAAGUUGAACCAGAAGCUGGACGACGACAACAACUACCAGCCGUCGAAAGAACCCGAUUUGCUUACAUAUGUAAGCAUUCAGGCAGAAGCUUGAGAGAAAUUUAAUGAUUUUCAGAAGACAACAGGAAGAAAGAACUUCUACAUGAUCGGCCGGUACACUCGCAACGUGGAAAUGUCAAGAGGCGGAAAAGAAGGAAAUAAUGCGCUCUUGAACUACAAGAGUAAGGCAGGCGAUCUGCAUGUUCUCACCCGCUUGGUCGAGGAGAAUGUUCCGUACACCAAGCUCUUCCAGCUCAGCAAGAUCCCGAAUGGACGUACGUUUCUUGUCCUUUGUUUCAACAUCCAUCCUUAAUUUUCAGCAUUCGAAGAGCACGAGCUCGAAAGUCAUGUGGUGGAUGCGGUCAGAAGAGGACACCGUGAACUGGCCUCUUCCUUGGCCCAAGGACCGGCCCGGAAUCACUGCAACGACCUGCACCGACAGACACUGAAAGCUGAGCGACUGCCCGCCAAGAUCCUUCCCGUCUCGGUUGCCAAGAAAAUGUUCAUGAACAAAAGUAUCACUCCGCUGCACACUGCUGCCAUUUCGAACAGCACUCACAUGCUCGAAUCGAUGCGAGCCGUCUAUCCGACCCUCAACAUUCCGGAUCAGGACAACUGGUACACAAUCCACUACGCCGCGUGUGCUCCUGGAACUGCGUCACUCGAGUACAUGCUCAAAAACGGAGGUUCUGUUACCAUGCUAACGAAACAGACAGAGACUCCGUUGCAUGCCGCCGCGAGAGCAGGAAGAGCCGCCAACAUCAAGAUUCUUCUAAGGGAAAUGCUCAAUUUGGAGAAGGGAGAAGACGGAGAGUCGACAAUCCGACCGGACAGAUCCGUCGUGAACGCGAAAAACCGUUCUGGACAGACUGCGCUCCACCUGGCAGUCAUCAACAAUCACUUGGAAGCCGUUGAUGCUCUUCUCGAAGAACCCACCAUUCAGGUGGACAUUCCAACUUCGACCAACACGAACAGAGUCACUCCGCUCAUGUUCGCUUGCUCGCUCGGACAUCUGGAGAUGGCCAAGAAACUUAUCGAAAAAGGUGCGCUCGUUGAAGGCAAAGACAAGAAGAAGAGAACCCCGCUGAUCCACGCGAUGCUCAACGGACAAGUACACACUUCCGCCAUGCUCCUGGCGAAAGGAACAAACAUUUUCUUGGCGGACUCUUCCGGAAACACUGCCGCCCACUAUGCUGCCGGAUACGGAUUCUUGGAGUGCCUUCGACAGCUCGCUAUCAUCGACCCCGAAAUUCUUGCGACAGGAAAUGAUUGGCAGCUGUACCCGCUCUCAAUCGCUUAUCUAAAAGGUCACUACGGAAUUGUUACGUGGCUUCUCGAGGGACCGUACAAAGAGAAAGCGAACAUCAAUGCGAAGGACAACAACGGAGCGACUCUCAUUGCGAAUCUUCUCUCGUAUGCCGAUGAAAGCAUGCACAAAACGUUGACAACUCAACUGGAUUAUCUCAUUUCCCGUGGAGCCAACGCGGGAAUCUCUGACAGCUCCGGAACGACGCCGCUUCAUUUGUUCGCCCAGCAGAGAAUCAUCUUGAAGGGAAGUGGAGAGGCGCCAGAAAUGGACGCCACCCGAAUGGACUUGCCUUCCUACCGCAAGUGCUUUGAUAUGCUCAUUGAGGCGGGCGCCGUCGUGGAGAGCUACGAUAAUCAGAACAACACUCCUCUUCACAUUGCUCUCGCGAACGGAAACCUUCUUCUGUUCACUCUGUUGCUCGAGAAAGUCACCGAUAAACGAAGACUGCUUGAGACGUGGGCCCCUCAACAGAACUUCCUGCACGAGAUUCUCUCGCUCCCCAUGAAAGUGUACGGUGAUCAGGUGCUGUGGAAGGGCGAGACACUCACGAAACCAGCGUACGACGUGCUUCCAAUCCUGAAAGAGUUGCAAGACAACCUUCCGGAUCUUUUCAAGAAAUGGGUCAGCGAGGCGAACAAGGAAGGAUACUCUCCGAUUGUGGAGGCUGUCAAACAGUACCAAAGCAAAACUCCAAGCACUGAAUUAAGACAAGAAGUUAACCAUGUAAGCGAAAAUCCUUCAAAUCCUACGGUACAUAGUAUUCUAACCGCGUUUAGAACAUUCCUAUGGCUGCGAGUCAAAGAAUAUACGGCCAUCAUUUCAAUGCUAACAAAAAGAGUCCUCAUGUUGAUUCUUAUGAGCUAAAGGUUUCAAUUUUGAAAACUUCCUCUUUCUCCUUUUGUUCCCUUCCUUGUCUCAAGUGCACAUCAUCCGAUUCUUUCCCUCCAUCUCUGCUCUGACGUUCUUUAAUUCUGUUGCUUUUCAGGUAUUCUUGGCCACCGUCAACGAGCUCUUCGAAUGGGUCAUCCGGUUGGAUCCAUUUCAACUGACUCAGAAGUACGUGAAUGCGGAAAAUGCGGCGGCCGUCACGCUGGCGAAACUGGCGAUGACUAUUCCAUUGGAAGCUGGAAAACACCCGGAGAAUCAGCUGGCUCUUUUCAAGAUUCUGAUCAAGCUGAGCAAAGAGUUCAAUCGAGUUGAAGAGUUCCUCACACAAAGAAACGAGAAGGACGAUCUGCUUAUUAUCGAGGCGAUUCAGUUUGACAAGCCACGUGUCGUCGAGUUGCUGAUGGAUACGGCAUCGGAAGCGCACUUGGUGGAUGGAAUUCAUAACGCAAUCAAAGAGAAAGAGCUCGACGAAGUCGUCAACAAGACGAUCAUCAUGUACAUGAUCGAGAUGCGAAUGUGGGAUCUCAUUCCGAAACUGAAUGCGUCGUCCGAGUUUUGGAAACGGAAGGAUGCCAAGGAGAACAGUGUUUGGCACUAUGCGGCGAGAGUGAACUGCCAUAAAACGGUGUGGCUGUUCAAAUUGAUCGAAUCGAAGGGAGUUCCGAGGGAGAGCAAUGCGGACGGUCGGACUGUGCUCCACGUGGCAACCAUGACUUGCGACGGAUCCGCCAACUCGGUUCUUGAGCCGAUUGCCUGGUUGUCAACGAGAAGUUCUAUUGAGGCUGUCGACAAGUUCAAUCGGACUGCUCUUCAUUACGCAUUCGGAUCAGAGCACGAGUUCAAAGAGGGAAGUGUUCCGUCCGGAGAGAGUGAUCCGAUCGCUGUUGUGUCUCUACUGUCGUCUAUGAUUCGGCCUGACCAAAUCGAAAUUGCCGAUAUGAACGGAAACACAAUUCUUCAUUUGGCCGCCAUCAAGAACUCCACCAUCUGUCUGAUGACUCUGAUCAGAAAGAAGUGCCACGUGGAUCUGAAGAACAACGACGGAAACACUCCGUUGGCUUUGGCUGUUUACCAUGGAAGACAGUCCUCCGCUCUCACUCUCAUCCAGGCGAACGCCGAUGUCACUGAGAAGAUCUAUGUGAAAGCGAGCCAACCCUUCCAGACGAAGAGAAAGAACGACGACGAGGAGGAGAUCUGGCGUUGGCAUGGAAAGGAGAAGAAGGUGAACGAGGACACGAACACCACAAUUCCAGCAACAGUUGUAAGCAAAGGAGGCAGCUGGGAAGCAAUGGUCUACGUGCUGCUCGAUGUGCUCGGACAGAACACUGGAUCAAUGGCUCAGCUGACCGAUGCUGCCCUUCGCCGCGGACAGUUCAAUUUGGCCAAUCAACUGCUCAAAUCGAUCGAAGCUCUUCUUGACGGAGAAGUUCUCAACUGUCCGCAUGAUCUCCUGAACACGUUCGCUGAAAAGUGCUUCGGCAGCCUCGAGGAGGAAACUAUCGAGAGAACCGUCCUUAACAGAAUCCUUCUGACCAGAGGGCUCGGACUGGAUCAGCCAGAAACCGGAAAGAUAAUCCUAACUGCUCUUCAAGCUGGCAAUUGGAAUUUCCUCCGAUUUUUAAAGAACGAAAUGGGAGCUAGUUGGAAGCAAAUAAAAACGGAGUCGCCGAAGGAGAGCCCGAUCCGAUCAUUGGUUCUUUACAUGAACGAGAAAAUGGUCACUACUGAUUCCAUCUUCUUUUUGGAUGAGUUGAAAUCAAUUCGAGGAGUCAACAUUGAUGCCCUCUGCGAUUUUGAAGUUUCUGGAAAGUUUAAGAAUCUUCUCGACUUCGAUCUUCUUCCUCCGAUCUCCUGGGCUGUGCUCCAAGAAAAGGCCGAGUUGGUGAGAGCGCUGAGAGUUGCUGGAGCAAAUCUGAAGACUGCAGACAAGUACGGAAGAACUCCGCUGAUGUUUGCAAUCAUGACCAAUAACCGAAGAGUCAUCGAUGCUGUUAUUGGUGAUGCGAAGGAAAACGUGGUGCUGCCGAAGCAGAAUCCAGUGGUCAGGAGGAAGACAAACGAAACUCCGCUGCUCUUCGGAGUGAAAAGGUCUGCCACCCACGCCCCGAGCACCAGUGCCGCUGCUGAAAAUGAAUCGGAAUCGGAGAGCUCGUCGUCGGUCGAGGAAUCUGAAGGCGAAGAGGAUGAUUCUGAGUCUCCGCCACCGGCAAAGAAGGCGAAAGUGGAGGGGAAGGAAUCUUCAGGACCCAAGAGAAGAUGCUGGUGAUCACCGACCCAUCCGUAUGUCUAAUUUCAUCUUUUUGUGACCAUGUAUCUCAUUUCAGCUAUUUUCUGCUCGUGAUCAUAAUGGAUACAAUGCGCUUCAUUAUCUGAUUGAGCCUCUCGCCUGGGAAAACGUCGAGUUGCUCUCCGAUCUGGCUGCUUCGAACCGAAAAGUGAUUGUGGAGUGUCUUGUUGACAAGAAGAAUCCAAAUCCGAUCGAAUUGGCCGCGAAGAAAGUGAAUAGAAGAAUGAAGACUGAAAUGAUCAAAAUUUUGAAAGGAGCAUCGCUUCCAAGAGCCAUCAAAGAGUGAGAAACUGAAUGUGAAAUGUUCGCCAUCUAAUAGUUAUCGUUUCAGUACCAAGUUGACUCUGGGCCCUGUGAACAUUGAACCGAUCAGCAAUGUGGAUGAGGAUUCGAACAACUUCCUGACCAAAUGGGCGGAGGAGAACGACAAGAAAAAGUCGAUCGAGGCGCCGAAACCACACCAAAAUUCGACGUACCAGACAAGUGGAACCGUCGGAUUCUGCGAGGACACCCAGCAGUACUUCAAUGUUCUCUUGAACAAAACCGAUCUAAACUACGGCCGCUACGGUUUCCACAACUUUUACCGCAUGCAGAUAAUCAAGCGACGCGACGCUGAUCUCUACAUUUUGUUCACCAAUUGGGGGAGAAUCGGAGACGGAAUCGGAGAGUUCCAGACCACUCCGUUCAAUAGUAUCGAGCUGGCGGCCAAGGAGUUCAAGUCGAUCUUCAAGUCAAAGACCGGAAACGAGUGGGCUCCGCUUGCUUAUUUCCAGGAACAACCGAAGAAAUACCGGCUCGUCGAGACUGAUUCGGCUCCGACGGACCUGGCUGAAGUUGAACUGACAUGGAAGAAAAACACGGAAAAGGAUCCUAUUCGCAAGAUUAUCGCUGAUAUCAGUGACCCGAAGAUUCUGAAAACAUAUGCCUCCGGUGUUAACAUGGCCAGAUGCUCUCAGCCAUUCGGAAGAUUCACCAAAGCGAACAUCGAGAAAGCGAAAUCCGUUUUGGAUAAGUUGGAGAAGAAUGCGAAGAGAAUCCAGCAGAUGGCAGAAGCGCAAUCCGUGCUGUCCGAGUCCAACCUUCUGAAUGCCUAUAUGACCACAGUAAGUUAAGAUCGGAAAACGUUCACUAUGUUCACACUUUAUAGAGCGAUCUCUCGAACGAAUACUACUCUCUCAUUCCAUUGGGCGAGUUUGAGUACUCCAACCUGACCAGACUCGACAAGUUGGAGGACAUCGCUCGUCAUCGUCUCAAUCUGAACAGAUUCACUGAAAUUGAAACGGCGACCCGGUUGUUGUGCGGAGCUGAGUUCCGGAAAGAUCUAGACCGCGUCGAUUACAUCCGCACCGCCAUGAAGUGCGAAUUCAGUCUCGAGAACCCCGAUUCCGAUAUCAGCCAGCGCAUUCUUCAGUGGAUUCACAAUUCUGGAGACAAAAAUACCAAGGUCAAGAAGAUUCUGGAGAUUAGACCGAAGGAAUCGACUGAGAAGUUCGAGCCGUUCAUCAACGAUGACAACCAGAAGUUCUUGUGGCACGGAACGAAGGCGACCAAUCUGAUAAGCAUCCUCCGCAACGGCUUCCUCGUUGAUCCGCCAGCUGCGUGCAGAAACGGAAGUCUCUUUGGAUCCGGAAUUUAUCUGGCGGACAGUUUCGAGAAAAGCAAUCAUUAUUGUGCUCCAUCGGCCGACGAUGUCAAGUACAUGCUCGUGUGCCAAACUGCGCUCGGAAAGGUCCGCGAGUUGAAAACCAUUCCGUUCCGCUACUCAAAUCAAGACCAAGGACCAGCUGAGAGAGUCAGUUCACUUUAUUCUUUUUAAAUUAUCAGUUCAAAUGUUCCAGGGAGAAGACACUCUCCACUACAUUGGCGACAGUUUCCCGGCCGGAAGUCUCACGAAUGAUGGUGUCGGAAUGCCGUUGCUACCGCUCCGGAAGAGGGACGAAAUCGUGGGACUCAACUACGGAUUCCAAACCCUCUCCUACUCUGAAUACAUCGUCCGCAACCCUCACCGUGUUCUGCCCAGAUACAUUGUGAUCUACAAGUGAAUACCUCUUAUCCUGCAUCAAUAUCUCAUGUAUUUGUUUUAAAGCCGGACCCAAAUUUUAAAUGAAAAAUCGUUUAAUGCUUUGAAAUAUCUGUUCCUGUUUAAAUUCGUAAAAACCAAUAUUAUCUGCUGUCUUCGCAAUACAAAGCGCAAAUUUUCAGCGUAUCGAUGAAAAUUUCGCCGAUUCGCACAAAGGCGCCGCGGAUACCGCGACGCGUACUCGAAGGAAAGGCGGUUAGUUGGACAGAAUGAAAAUACUUCUCCGCCCUCCAUUUUUUCAGAUUCUCUCCGGGAACGACCGGAUUGGGCGGGACAGGAUAGAGGAUCCAAGCUGCCGGGUGCCGCCGAAGGACGCUUCAAGAAGUUGCCGACGCCACCGCCAGAGUUGGAUGUUCCGGCUAGAGACCAGGUAAAAUUGAAGAGAUUGAAGAGAAGAAAGGAUGUCAAGUCCGGAGAACGAGUGAAGCUGAACACCGAGAAGGCCAAGAUCAAGGAGAUCCAGUACAUAGAAGCCGGAACAGCCGAAAGAAGUGCCGGUUGUGCACAAGACACCUUCCAACUCAAGGUAAGUGGAACCGCUUCUCUCCAAUGCUUCUCGUUUUCUGUGAGUUGUUCAUACAAUCAAAAACCUCGAGCAAGGUGUCUACGUGCAUAGACGCAGCUCAGAAAGUGUAAUAUCCCAUAAGGUAAGUUUAACUAUGUCAUAUCUUGCAGCUUUACUUGUUAAUGUCUCUGACCGUCCAAACAGUCAUCCCCCUCUGCGUCAGCUUCUUUCCGUGCUCCUGCUCUUUCUACGGAGCAGCACUCCGGAUCGACUUUGUCAAGUGAGGAGAAAAAGAGACGUUACAUUAGCUAUUGAAGAUAUUUGUUUCAGUUGGGUGUACUGGAGUUCCAGGAGUGAAUGUUUUCCUUCCUGGAUCCGAUCGCCAUCAUUUUUUUCCUUCCGGCCCUUCGUCGUCAUCUCGUUUGUCAUAUUCAUAUCGAGCACAUCGCCUGACCGAUUAUUCAUAAUUUGUUUUCUUCUAUCUGAAUAAAUUUCCCAAGGGACCUGUGAGAUUCUGAUAAUCAGCACACAAUAGUACGUCCUGAGAGACGGCACCCGCGUGACUGAGUCUCGUCAACACACUCAGACUCGUCCGUGUUGCACACGAAAUGCUCGUCAACUGGAUUCACUUCUGCGCUCCGAAACUCUUGUGCGUCCUUUCGUUUAUACUGAACCCACUGUUUUUAAAAUUUAUCAGACAUGAUCAUCAAAUCAAUCUUGGCAACUAUCGCUAUCUUUUCUAUACACUGGUGUUUGUCAAUAUGGUGACUUCCAUUGUAGACGUGUUAGUUCCUAUGGUAAUUUAAUCGUUUUGGCAACUAUUGUUAACUUCUCUGUUUCUGACUAUUCACCGCCACCGUUCUGCCACUGCAAUUAUUGCGGUCAAACAACUGAUUUAUACGGUUUGUAAUUAGAGAAUUGGCUCAAGCAAUUCAACUUUCAGAAAUCCCUUUUCGGAGAGACACUUAUCGCCGAUCGCUGGGCACUUGUGUGCUGGAUAUACACAACUCUCAGUGCUCAAUACGUCUACCGAUACAUGAUUUUGAAAAAGGGACACAUUGUCAGUGAAUACUUUACGGUGUACGGUUUCCUCAUCGGUCUAAUGAUUUUCACCUUUUCCUGGCUCUUCUGGUCAGUAACUGUUCAAGUGUGUUUCUUGGCGACAAACGAAACGAACGGUUACCUAGAGAAGACAAUUAUGGAAAAUUUCAACGAAAACAUCGAUGACAUCAACUAUUCAUUAGCGGUUUCUUCAGUACGUUUACCUUUUCAGGAUUCGAUUCUUUGAACUUGUAUUUCACAGGAAGUAUCCAAUUCGGUCGUUGUUCGGUCAUGGGUCGGAAUGGGUUUAUUGACGUGUUUCACUUUGGCGUAUAACAUCUUCUUCCUCGUUUUUGGCUACAAGGAACCCUCUCUUGGAAUGAUACUCCUGAACUCACUACAUUUUCAGAUCAGAACGGGCUUGGAUCGAGGCGUGGUCACAUUGAGUCACCGAACGACGGAAAUGCACAAGAAGCUGUUCGGAGUGCUUGCGGUUCAAACUGCCUUGUCUUUUGGCAGUUUCACGCCGUUCAGCAUUGUCUUCUUCGGCGGCUUGUUCGGUUUUGAAUUUAUGAAGUGAGCAGCAUGGACAUUUUUUUGUGUUCAGCUCCCAUUUCAGCUGGAUGUACUGGAUGGCUCCGAUCGUCCUCUCAAUGUCCCCCUCUCUUUGCGCUCUCGUCGGCAUUCUCUUCGUUCCGACCCUUCGACGUCGAGUCGCAAUCCACUUCGGAACGGGCGCAGUAACGCAAAACUGA